Molecule: messenger RNA, 1243 nt
Organism: Aethina tumida (small hive beetle)
Lineage: Eukaryota; Metazoa; Arthropoda; Insecta; Coleoptera; Nitidulidae
Product: probable NADH dehydrogenase [ubiquinone] 1 alpha subcomplex subunit 12
Exons: 1
Coding region: 685-1122 (145 amino acids)
Biological process (GO): mitochondrial respiratory chain complex I assembly; response to oxidative stress
Cellular component (GO): membrane
Source: RefSeq, a predicted model, not a curated record
ACAAACAAUCAACCUUGCUAUAAUUAUCGGCUUUGCAUCUAUGGCUUAUUAAUAAACUUCUGAUUAUAGCAAAAGGAUUUCUAAUACAUGAUUCAACACUUCAAUGAGUAAUAUAAACAUAACAACUAAUUUUGGAGGGUUCAGCAUAGAACUGUUGGGUCAUAUUGAUUUAGGUACUGAACUACAUCAGCAACACUUUUAUCUUCUUCUCUUAUUCUACUUAGGUAGAAAGUAAACUUAAAUAUUUAGGUACUGUGAUGGUUAAUAAAUUACUUAGUCCUUUGAUGUUUGAACACAAAACAAAUACUAAAUUAAACAAUAAAUAUAUAUGUUAUGUCUUACGAAAUGGCUGUGAUAAAUGGUCCUGAAUUCUGAACUUUUUCUUGGCCAAGACAAAUAUUGGCACAAUUCUGAAACGAUUGUUAACGGCCAUCUUAAUUGAAAAUUAUUAGUAUUACAUGAAUUUAAACAUGGUUCCGGAAACAAGCAUGUCAUAUAUUUAGAUGUCAACGAAGUUUAUGGUUUCCAGCGUCGAUUUUCAUUGUGCCAUUAAACGUUUUGCACUAUAAACAACUGAUUUAUCGUUCACUUCAAGCCUCCAAAGCAUUUUCACGGAACCAUUUUGACGGCCAGUCAAAAACAAAAGUCAAUCAAUCACUGACAUCAUAAUCAUAAUUUAGAGCAAUGGCCCAGUGGAUAAAGUUCUUCGGCCUGAACAGCUUCGCCAACUUCUUCAAGAUCGUCAAGUUCCACGGUGGUGUGAUGAAGGCGACGAAGAAGAUGUGGUACAUGGACUCGGUACGUCUGGGUACGUGCGUCGGCGAGGACAAGUUCGGCAACAAGUACUACGAGAACAAGGAGUUCUUCUACGGCAGGAACAGGUGGGUGGAAUACGCCCCUUACUACAGGUUCGAGUACGAUGCCAGCCAGAUACCGGCCGAGUGGUACGGAUGGAUGCAUUACAAGACCGAUCGGUUGCCCAGCGAGGAUCCGUCCAGACCGUGCUACGACUGGAUGCUGGAGCACACGGAGAAUUUGAGCGGUACCACCGCCCAGUACAUGCCCUACUCCACCACCAGGCCCAAGAUCAGCGCCUGGGUACCACCCAAAAAGUGUUCCUAAUCUGUUCGACUCGUUCGUCGGUGGUUCGGCUGAAUUAUUUGUGUCAGCUGUUUAAAUAUAACUUACAUUCAUUGUGGCAUUUUAAAUAUUUGUUGAAACCGAGAAUAAAAUUGUGAAGUUA